AUGCCUCGCUUCUGCUGAGCUCUUCUAUCUCUAUCUGUAGUCAUAUGACUCAUAUCUCUCUCUCUCUCUCUCUCUCUCUCUCUCUCUCUCUCUCAGGUUCAGAUAGUUGAACCUAAUGGGCAAGCAACGCGUUGCAAGAAAACAAGGUGAGGUGGAUAGAGAAUUCCUGUGAAUGAUUUUUAUGAGCAUGCAAGUUGCUUGAACUGGGAAGUCUUUACAUUGAUUUGAGGAUUUGUUGGACCUCGUCUAUUUCAGUUCUUUGGAGUUAUUCCAAACUGUAUAAUGUCACUCAUAUUGCCUUCAUCGCCUACAAUUCUCUCUUUCCAUACUCGCCGUUUGAAAAGCAGUUCUCCUUCCAACCUAAACUUCGCAUGUGCUCACCGCAAUACUCGACAAGGACUCUCUUCUUUUUGCAACAGUACCCAGAUAAUUUUGAAAAACAAACCUCCCAACACUUUAAGGUUUGUAGCCACAGAAUGUAUGAACUCCGAUGAUGUGUUCAUUGACAAUUGGUGGGACCCAAUGCAAGAAGAUGAUGAAGAUAAGGAGGGAUCACCAUGGGAAGGUGCAGUUGUGUAUCAGAGAAAUGCUUCAGUCUCACAUGUGGAGUACUGCACGACCUUAGAGAGACUGGGGCUAGCAAAAAUUUCAACUGAAGUUUCAAGAUCUCGGGCUUCUGUGAUGGGAUUACGAGUCACAAAAGCUGUGAAGGAUUUUCCACUUGGAACGCCUGUUCUAAUAUCAGUUGAUGUAACAAGGAAAAGGCAGAAAUUGAGGCUUGACGGGAUUGUACGGACAGUUAUCACCCUCUUAUGCAAUAGGUGUGCCGAGCCAACCGCAGAGACCAUAUUCCGUGAUUUCUCACUUUUACUAACCGAAGAACCAGUUGAAGAACCUGAGACUAUUGACAUGGGAGUGAUAUUUGAUGAAGACAUGUUCAGAACUUCUCGAAGUGGAGAAGUUGAAGAAUACUGUGAUGACGCUUCAAUUGAUUGGGAAGAUCGGCUCCAUUUUCCACCCGGAGAAAAAUCAAUUGACAUUUCAAAGCAUAUAAGAGACAUAUUGCAUCUAGAGAUAGUCAUCGAUGCAAUAUGUGAUCCCAAGUGUAAAGGUUUGUGUCUCAAAUGUGGUUGCAAUCUCAACACUAGUGCUUGUAAUUGUAGUCAGCAGAAGACGAGAGUGAAAGGUAAUCGACCUCUCAGAGGGUUGAGAGAGAGAAUGCAGCAAAAUGAAUUCUAGUUCAAGGCAGUUUGUCAAAACAUUGAGAAAUUUUGUUCUCUCUUGUUGCAACAUAACAUGAAGAAUGUGGCAUACUUUUUUUUUUACCCGUGCAUGAGUAUGCCGCUUGUUUGAACUGCUGUUUCUUAGCCCCUUCUGGAGCGAUAAAAAGUGUUGUAUGUUACUGGAGUCCAAUUUUUUCGGUAAA
Messenger RNA from Rhododendron vialii, 1426 nucleotides. RefSeq names its product large ribosomal RNA subunit accumulation protein YCED homolog 1, chloroplastic. Bases 283 to 1239 code for a protein of 318 amino acids. The record is from RefSeq and is a predicted model, not a curated record. The transcript has 3 exons. Lineage: Eukaryota; Viridiplantae; Streptophyta; Magnoliopsida; Ericales; Ericaceae.